Molecule: messenger RNA, 3774 nt
Organism: Neoarius graeffei (lesser salmon catfish)
Lineage: Eukaryota; Metazoa; Chordata; Actinopteri; Siluriformes; Ariidae
Gene: myocd
Product: myocardin
Exons: 15
Coding region: 214-3225 (1003 amino acids)
Biological process (GO): smooth muscle cell differentiation; cardiac muscle cell differentiation
Source: RefSeq, a predicted model, not a curated record
GGAGCCCCCACUGCUCCAUGGAACCGUAGCCACUCUGAAGAGUAGAGCAGGCUGUCGGACACACUGCGUGCUUAGCAUUUACAUGUGCACAAGUUUGACGUUUCUUUGCUCACUUCUACGGGGCCAUCCUGUUGAUGACACUCUCCCCAACUGGACCGAAGUUAGCAAAUUGCUCUGUUAAUGCGCUGACACUGGAAUCUUACUGUGACCAGAAUGACCCUGCUGGGCUCUGAACACUCCGUACUGAUUCGCAGCAAAUUUAGAUCAGUCCUGCAGUUGAGGCUCCAGCAGAGGAGGACGCGAGAGCAGUUAGCAGACCAGGGCAUCAUGCCUCCCCUGAAGAGUCCAGCUGCAUUCCAUGAACAGAGGAAAAGCCUUGAACGCUCCAAGACUGGAGAUUAUUUAAAGCAUAAAAUCCGAAGUAGACCAGAGAAGUCAGAGCUGGUCAACAGGCACAUUCUAAAAGACUCUGCCAGCGAGGGCCCUACACAAGACUGUCAGAGUAAACUCAAGCGUGCCCGACUUGCUGAUGACCUUAACGAGAAAAUUGCCCUGAGACCAGGUCCACUGGAACUGGUUGAGAAGAACAUCAUACCUGUUGAUUCGACUGUUAAAGAGGCUGCGUUAAAAGUGAAUCAUGGGAAGUUUCCAAAGCAGGAGGACUCUUAUGCAUUUGAGGAGGACAGCAGCAGCGAGAGCCUGUCUCCUGAACAGCCCCUGAGUGAUGAAUCCCAGAGUUCAGCUGGGCCUUUGGCAGAGAGCAAGACCAGCGGUGGCAUUCCAUCCCCCUCCCUGACCACAGGCCCGACACAGGGGUCACAAACCAGAGAAUCACCUAUUCAAAACCAAGAAGAAGGUCCAGCUGUGACAAACAGCCAGACAACUCCACCCAUUCCAGUCCCUGCAAUAAUAAAGUCAAAAACAUCAGACAAGAAUCGUCAUAAGAAGCCCAAAGAUGUUAAGCCGAAGGUGAAAAAGCUGAAGUACCACCAGUACAUUCCGCCAGACCAGAAAGCAGAAAAGUCUCCUCCUCCAAUGGACUCGGCCUACGCCCGGCUACUGCAGCAGCAGCAGCUCUUCCUGCAACUACAGAUUCUCAGCCAGCAGAAGCACCAGCAGCAGAAUCAUUCGCACCAGUCCCAGUGUCCACAAAGCCAGAGCUUUAGCUACCAGCCCAUAAACCAGCAUCUGUCAACCAAGCAGACCAGUGAACAGCAAACGCUGUGCAGUUCCAGCACUGCCACCAGUACAGAAAGCAGCAGCUCCUCAUCUCCUGUAAAGACCACAUACUGCAGCGCAUCCAACAUGACUCCAGUCAGGCCAGGACCUCUGCCUGCUAACCUUGAUGACCUAAAGGUGUCUGAGCUUCGGCAACAGCUGAGAAUACGAGGUCUUCCAGUGUCCGGCACAAAGACUUCCCUCAUAGAAAGGCUGAGGCCCUAUAAAGAUUCUAGCACUCCUUCUCCAUCCAGCUCUGGCGACAUCACGACUGUGACCUUCCCGGUGACCCCCACUGGCUCGCUCUCCUCCUACCAAUCGCCAAGUUCUUCUGGUACUAUGUCCCAUGUAGGGGGGUACUACCCAUUCUGCAGUACUACAUCCACCCCACCCAUCUCUCCUGCCUCCUCCGAGUUGUCGGUCAAUGGUUCUCUUCCUGACAGUUUUAGCGAUGUCACCAUGUCCUCUCCGCAGUUUGGCCUGCAGCCGUCACCGGCUCAUCUGAGCGCAGAGGAUAACCAGAACUUGGGGAACUGCCUGCACAGUGAACCAGGUUUGGACACUGAGAAGGACAAGAUGUUGGUGGAGAAACAGAAGGUGAUUGAGGAGCUGACUUGGAAAUUACACCAGGAGCAACGGCAGGUGGAGGAGCUGCGGAUGCAAUUGCAUAAACGGAAGCACAGUCACGGUCUGCAGGAGCAAGUGCACUUGCAGCCCCCGAACCAGAUGCAACACUUCUUUAGCGUGUCCAUCAAACAGGAACAUGUGACCUCCAGCUGUCCAAUGGCUUCCAAGCAGCAAAAGAAUGGGCCCCCAAACAGCUGCAUGGAGUCAAUGGGACAUUGCAGCCUAGGUGGUGGACUUCGGAGUCUUGACAUUCCCUCCUCUAGAAGUCCUUCCGGUAUCCCACCCUAUCUAAGCCCUCAGUGCUCUCCUCAAGACUCACCAGUGACCAAGAACUCAAGCAGCCCACAGCCCCACAGCAUGCCCUCCUCUCCUAGUCAUCCAUUUCUGCUCACACCUCCCCUGGGUAGGGACAGCUGCCCUCACAAUGGAGCCAGACCACAUCCCAUGCAGCUCCAGCAGAAGAAUGUUGCUCAGUCUGUGACCUGCAACUAUUCGCCUGACCAGAGAAAUAUGCAGCCAGUGUACCCAAGCAGUGAGAAUAACCUAAACCACAGAGGGUCUUCUAAGACCAAAAGUCCAAACAUGCAGCAAAAGAUGGCAAUAUUACACUCUCCCAGGCACAUUGGCCAAAAGUGCGCCACCUCCGCCACUACGUUCUGUAGCUCAGACUCUACUGCAUCUGCCAUUAAACAGCCCCCAUGCUAUGAGGAUGCAGUGAAGCAGCAGAUCACCAGGAGUCAACAAAUGGAUGAACUCCUUGAUGUCCUGAUUGAAAGUGGAGAAAUGCCAGCUAACGCCAAAGAAGAGAGGUCCCCUGUAACCAAAGUUGUACCUCACCUUACAGUUUCUCCCGGCAACACUACCACCAGUGCCACGUCCAUGCCAAAGUUCCACCGCCACUACAGCCACAUUUCGCCCUCUGAGGUGCCAUACGAGCAUGCUGCAGGGCACACCGAGUGCCAGCUGGAGGUGCUUCUGAGCCCCGUGAGCCGCCAUGGUGACAUCAUCCCUGUCAAGUUGGCCUCUGACGAGGGCCAGCUGGAGGAAAUAGGAGACUCCUUCCCAGGUCAUCACCAUGACGAUAAGUUGCUCAGCAACAGGGAUAUGAUGGACACACCUCUAUCUCCGAUGGCCACCAAAGUCUCGCCAGUGCCCACGGAUGGCCAAGGGCUUGGCAUGACCUUCUCAGAGUCACCAUGGGAAAGCAUGGAGUGGUUGGACUUAACUCCUCCCAGCUCAGCCACGGCAUUCAGCAGCAGCAUGGCUCCAUCAGCACCCAGUAUCUUCAACACAGAGUUCUUGGACGACAGGGUCAAGUUGGAUCCAUGGCCUAUCCCAGGAACAACGGUCCUGAGAGAAACACCCUGGAUGGAUGGAUAGACAGAUGAACACCCUUCCCCCCACAAUAUCAUCAUCAUCAUCAAAAUUUUGGGGAAGGUGGGGGGUGAAGGAAAAAAAAAAACUAUACAGAGAAUAACCGGAGCUCAACCCCACACCCAGGACCCUGCGGCACAAACAUGCGUUUUUAUUCUCCCACACAAACAGUCAUUAAACCAUCAGAGGCUAUUUCAUAGGAUUUAUUCUAGCAUUCAGUCCAUUUGUUUCCAGACCUUACAGGAAAAAAAGAAGAAAAAAAAAUAGCUCGAUAAGGUCACAAUCACAUCCUAGCCUUAUCACAACUGACCUGCAGGCAGAUACUUAGCUCUCAUCAUUACUACAAGAACACUAAGAUUUCAUCAAUAUCCUUUAAAUAUGUGAAGUGAAGAAGACAAAUAGCUCAGACCAUCAGAGGUUAAUAUCUCCAAAGCAGACAUAAGGCAAUAUCCCUGCAUAUCCUCUAAUUACACUUUUUUUUUUUUUUAAACAGAUUGCUGUUCACAAUGUAUACACUUAAAAUCUUUUCACAGUGUGAACAAUCCUUGAAGAUAU